GCUCCCACCAUCGGUACCUCCGCUCUGCCCCGCCUUGUCUUCGCCGUCUGCGACGCUACAGAAUGCCCAGUGCUGCUGGAAGCGUGUUGUGGCUACGCAGUGCCCCUGGAACGCUGUCAUGGCGCGUUCGCUGCUCCACGCCCUGGCCGCCGACUGUCUUGUAUAAGAGAGGGCCCUUGUUCGGCUGCCCCACGAUCCCUACGUCUCUUGCUGUCGACCGCCGUUUGCCCUGGCGACGCUUCCUGUCCUGACUGAACCAUCAUGCUCGCGGCUAUAUUCCUCUUCCAUCUUGUCGGACAAGAGACGUCCUCGUCAUAUACGGCAGCGGGAAGUGCGUGGUUCGGCGUAUGGGGCUAUUGCAUCUCGCCAGUCGAUGUCUCGGUUCUGGGCACCAACGUUGACACCGCGGCGUCGUGUUCCAAGGCCCAGCUUGGGUAUGACCUCAACCAGAACAUUCUGACGGAGAUCGGUGCGAGUGCUCUACAUCUGAACACCAACACAAUCAACAAAGCUACCAGCGCCGUGCUCGUUCUGCACCCUAUUGCUACGGGCUUCGCGUUCCUUGCCCUGGUCUCGUCGCUCUUCAUGGUCCAUCGGCGGCCCGGCAGCGGCCUCUCCCGCGGCGCAUCAGUCCUUGCACUCAUCUCGGGCAUUCUAGCCGCGCUGCUCGCAACUGUGGUCUUCCUCAUCGAUGUCAUCUUCGUCGCGGUAGUCCGCCACCGCGUGCGCAGCGAGUCUGGCGGGGCGUUUAGCCUGACCUGGGGAAAUGCCGUGUGGAUGGCGCUCGGCGCGACAAUUGCUCUCUGGAUAGCUCUCGUCGGUGUCUCUGCAGACGUCUGUUGUGGGCGGAGAUAUAGGACGAAAACUGCCGCGUACUAAGUGUGACGCUCCAUACAUGAGCCGCCGGUAGCGUCUGUGAGACAAUGUUCUAUCCUCUGCCAUAUGACCUACCUCCACAUGGAACUUGUAUUAGACAGGACGGCUCCGACUGACUGCCCUUUACGCCAUCGCUUAUCUGCGGACACUUUCUUGAUGUUCUUACUACACUCCCACCAUGUAUUUGUAUCACAUACCGAUUAGCGUACUCCCCGGACGUAUACGAAACGGCUUCAACACUUCAA
Fomitopsis serialis is the source of this 1121-nucleotide messenger RNA. Its product is annotated as actin cortical patch SUR7/pH-response regulator pali. The transcript is spliced from 6 exons. Bases 262 to 879 code for a protein of 205 amino acids. The record is from RefSeq and is a predicted model, not a curated record. NCBI's taxonomy places the organism in Eukaryota, Fungi, Basidiomycota, Agaricomycetes, Polyporales, Fomitopsidaceae. Gene Ontology annotation, cellular component: growing cell tip; cell division site; plasma membrane.